Messenger RNA from Thlaspi arvense, 3163 nucleotides. Lineage: Eukaryota; Viridiplantae; Streptophyta; Magnoliopsida; Brassicales; Brassicaceae. The record is from the annotation of a GenBank genome assembly.
AUGGUCGUCCAAGAACCAUUAGUGUUUCUUAAUUUCCGAGGUGCUGAUGUGCGCGACAGCUUCAUCAGUUUUCUGGUGGAUGCUAUGAGAAUCGCUGGGAUCAAGGUGUUCAUAGACAAUGACGAAAUGAAGGGAGAAGAUCUAAAUAUUCUUUUCCGUAGGAUCGAAGAAUCAAAGAUUGCACUAGUUGUGUUUUCGAGAAGGUACAUGGAAUCAAAGUGGUGUUUGAAUGAGCUGGUGACGAUCAAAAAAUGUAUCGAUGAAAAGAAACUUGUGGCUAUUCCCAUAUUCUUUAAGGUUGAGCCUGAUGAGUUAACAGAGCUUCUUGAUAAUGCAUGUCGUGAGAUUCAUGGCAAUGCGCACGACACUCACAUUAUGAAGAAAUGGAUGGAGGCAUUGACGUGUAUUAAGUCUAAGACGGGCUUGACUUUCAAGGAAAAGAGUAACGAGGCCAAUUUCGUCAAGGAAAUCGUCGACAAGGUCCUGCAAAGGCUCAGCACCAUUCAAUGUCUGGAAGAAGAACCUAAAAUGGCUACUCUCUCUGGAAUCGAAUAUCGGCUUAAGCAAGUCGAGGAAAAGAUGUGUUUUGAUCGCGGCGAUGAAACUCGAAUCGUCGGAAUCGUUGGGAUGCCUGGUAUUGGAAAAACCACCCUCGCGACGGAGCUAUUCAACAAGUACAGAUGUAAGUUCAAUCGUUGCGUGAAUUUUCUGAGGAUCGGUGAGAAUUUUUUGGAUUUUGGUCCUGGUCGCUUGCGGAAGAUGUUCCUCGAAGGUUUACUUCAGAAACCAAUUGCGAAACUUAGUGACGAGGCCACGUAUGAUGAUUACUUGAAGAGAAACAAAGUCUUUGUUGUUCUUGACGAUGUGAGUAGCGCUACAGAGAUAGAAGUUCUUCUUGGGAACCGAAACUGGAUCAAGAAAGGAAGCAAGAUCGUUAUCAUAACCCGUGACAGAGCAUUCAUCACUGAGUUUGAUCCAAAUCCUUAUGUGGUUCCAAGAUUGAAUCCUAGAGAUGGGUGGAAGCACUUCAGCUUUUACGCCUUCGAAGCUGGCAUCUGCGAUCUGGAGAGGAGAGAUUACGUUAAAAUGUCUAGAGAGUUUGUGGAUUACGCUAGAGGCAACCCAUUAGCUCUCAGCUUACUGGGUAGGGAUCUUGUUGGGAAAGGUGAGGUUUUCUGGAAAGCAACGCUUGAUGCAUUGGCAAAAUGCCCCAACCAGAGCAUUCAAGAACUUUUGAAGAUAAGUUAUAAUGAACUUAGUGAAAAGGAGAAAGACGCCUUCCUUGACAUUGGGUGUUUCUUCAGAUCAGAGGAUGAGUAUUAUGCGAGAAGCUUACUGGGUUCGAGGGAUCAUGACUCUGAAGCUGCGAGUCAGAUAACGGAUCUUGCCUUCAAGUCUUUGAUAAGCAUCUCUGGGGGACGCGUAGAGAUGCAUGAUUUACUACAUACAUUUGCCCUGGAACUUUGUUCAUUAUCAACGAAUCAAGAGAAAUGUAGGCUGUGGAAAUGUCAAGACAUUAUCGCUGCGCUGCAGGACAAAAUGAUUAAUAACUCAGUUAAAACCGUGAGAGGCAUUUCUCUAGACAUGUCUGAAGUAACGGACAUGCCUUUAGACACUUCGGUCUUUACAAAAAUGUGCAAUCUCUUGUACCUUAAAUUCUACAACUCUACUUGUCCUCGGGAAUGUGAAGGCGACUGCAAGUUAAACUUCCCUGAUGGGCUCUCGUUACCACUAGAAGAGGUCCGGUAUUUCGACUGGUUGAAAUUCCCGUUGGAGGAACUUCCAUCGGACUUUAACCCGAAGGAUCUUGUUGAUCUUAGGCUGCCUUACAGCAAGAUUACACAAGUCUGGAAAGUUCCCAAGGAUACACCGAAACUGAAGUGGCUCGAUCUUAACAACUCGAGAAUGUUGCAGAAGGUGUCAGGGUUUUCAAAGGCCCCAAAUCUUUUGAGAGUGAAUCUUGAAGGUUGCACAAGUCUAGAUUGCUUUUCAUUUAAAGAGAUGCAAACUAUGGAGAGUCUUGUUUUCUUGAACCUCAGAGGAUGCACAAGUCUCUGGCAUCUACAGGACAUGAAUCUGAUAUCAUUGAAAACUCUUAUCCUCAGCGGCUGUUCGAACCUUUGUAAAUUUCCGCUGAUUUCUGAAAAUCUAGAAUCUCUGUACUUGGAUGGAACUGCAGUAAGGGAUCUCCCUUCAGACAUUGUGAAGCUUGAGAGACUUGUCUCAUUGAAUCUGAAAGAUUGCAGGAUGCUCAAUUUUGUCUCUCGAGCUUUGAUCGGGACUUGCUAUCCUGGAUACGAAGUACCUCCAUGGUUUAGUCACCAAGCAUAUGGUUCAGUGUUAGAACCACAGCUACCUCCACAUUGGUGCGACAAUAAGUUUCUUGGGAUAGCUCUGUGUGCCAUUGUCUCGUUUCGUGACUACAGUGUUAAAAGCAACCGUCUCGUGGCUAAAUGCAUCUGUGAGUUUGAAAAUUUAGAUGCACCAGGUAGCCGGUUUAGUGUUCCUGUUGAAGGUUGGUUUGAAACAGGGGAUGAGCCGCGUACAAUUGAGUCAGACCAUGUCUUUAUCGGCUAUAUAAGUUGGUUAAACAUCAAGAAACGACGAGAAGAAAUGUUCAAGACAGGAUGUGUUCCUACUAAAGCAAUCCUUAGGUUCCAAGUGACAGAUGGGAGGACUGGUGAAGACAUUGCACAAUGUGAAGUGGUGAAGUGUGGGUUUUGUUUGGUGUAUGAACCCGAUGAUGAAGUUUCUUCGGCGGCAGAGAGGAGGAGGAUGAAUGGUGAGAGUCAAGAAGAUGAAGUACGCACUUUAAUAUCUACAGAAGAUGGUCCAAUUGAAACUCCAACAACAGCUAAAAGUGAGAACAGUUUCUCAUAGGGAAGUUUUCAAUCCUGGUUUCAUUUCGGUUUUGGACCGCAAUGUAUGGGUUUAACCAAACUAAUACUAUAUCAAUAUCGGUUCGGAUAUCUUUGGAUAGGUGAAUCGGUUAAUACCUUUAUCCUACAGAUUCUUUAAAAGUUCGUAGGUUUUAAGUUGUUUUUUCCUACGUCAUAGGAUUUAAGUAAUCAUGCGAAAUGUAUAUUUAUAAUGGCCGACUCGCUAUCGAGUCUUUGACCCACCUUUGAGCUUGAACAUAAUCACAUCUAUUUUUGACCACAAA